UUAAAAGUCGCAAACGUAUUAACUGGUUUUUUCAAGGUCGAAGAGUUAGUGACCAAGUACACCGAUGAGAACCAGACCUUGUUCUCUGGACUGCGAUACGACCACAAGAAACCUGUGCUACAAGGGGACCCGGAUCUACUGUUGUACCACACUUUUAGAUAUGCGACUAAACUUAAAACUGAACUUUGCGAAGCGUCAGCGGGCAUGACUGAGAGAAUCAAUCGAGGACUCGAAACGCUACCACAAACCGAGAAAGACCUGAAAAAUAGAAACUACGCGAUACAGGCCGAAUACAAAAAGAGGAAGUAUGAGUUGGACAGGGAAUACAGGAAACGGGCUGAUGACCAAAGAGCCAAUAACGAUAAGACUCUGAAAGACGCUUUGAAGAAGCAGCUGGAGAGACACGAAGAGCAAUUGCAGAUAAAGUUGGCGCAGAAGGAGAAAGAGACAACAAUAAAACUGAAUAAGAUGGUAGCAGAAAAAGUGGCUGCUGAGAAGAAAAUAUUCGCGAACCAACUCGCUGAAAUGGCGGCCAAGCUGAAGAUCGUUGAAGACAAAUUGAAUGCAAGGCUAAAGGCAGAGAGAGAAACCCGCCGCUCGCAGCAACUAUGGGAAGCCGGUGCGUCUCUACUCGCAGCUACCAAGAAAGGAGACAAGGUCAUCAGGGUUGACAAGGAGCUGAAGGCAAUCGAGAACGCCUCAGGCGAUGAUGACAAAUUGGUCAAGACAGUCCUCAAAGCGAUUCCGGAGUCGGUGCGCACCAACGGCAUAGUUCCAGAAAGCGUUCUGAGAGAGAGGUACCAUAGAAUGGAGAAGGCGGCGCUGAGGGUGGCCUUGGUGGAGCAGGAUGGGGGGCCGCUGCCGAUCUACUUCCUGUCCUGGCUGCAAUCCAUGAUGCUCUUUAUGAAG
Molecule: messenger RNA, 909 nt
Organism: Ostrinia furnacalis (Asian corn borer)
Lineage: Eukaryota; Metazoa; Arthropoda; Insecta; Lepidoptera; Crambidae
Product: MICOS complex subunit MIC60-like
Exons: 8
Biological process (GO): cristae formation
Cellular component (GO): MICOS complex
Source: RefSeq, a predicted model, not a curated record